AUGGAUAUCGCAACAGGUCCCGAGUCCUUGGAGAGGUGUUUUACGCGGGGCCAGUCGGACUGCUCAAAGAUGCUGGACGGUAUUAAAAUGGAAGACCACCCUCUGCGCUCGGGUCCGGCCACGUUAGGAGUGCUGCUGGGGUCGGACUGCCAGCACCAGGCCGUCUGCGAGGGCUGCCAGCGGCCCAUCUCGGACCGGUUUCUGAUGCGGGUGAACGAGUCCUCCUGGCAUGAGGAGUGCUUGCAGUGCGCGGCGUGUCAGCAAGCCCUCACCACCAGCUGCUACUUCCGGGACCGAAAGCUCUACUGCAAGCAGGACUACCAACAGCUGUUUGCUGCAAAGUGCAGUGGCUGUAUGGAAAAGAUCGCCCCAACAGAAUUCGUGAUGAGAGCCCUGGAGUGUGUUUACCACUUAAGCUGCUUCUGCUGCUGCGUUUGUGAACGGCAGCUGAGGAAAGGGGACGAGUUUGUUCUUAAGGAAGGGCAGCUGCUCUGCAAAAGUGACUAUGAAAAAGAGAAGGACUUGUUGAGCUCGGUCAGCCCAGACGACUCAGACUCAGUUAAAAGUGAUGAUGAAGAUGGAGAUGUUAAACCCACCAAAGGACAAGUGGCCCAAGGAAAAGGAAGUGAUGAUGGGAAGGACCCAAGAAGACCUAAACGACCAAGAACAAUACUUACUACGCAGCAGAGACGAGCAUUCAAAGCAUCCUUUGAAGUGUCUUCCAAGCCCUGUAGGAAGGUCAGAGAAACACUAGCAGCUGAAACAGGACUCAGUGUGCGAGUUGUCCAGGUCUGGUUUCAAAACCAAAGAGCAAAGAUGAAAAAACUUGCACGAAGGCAUCAGCAGCAGCAGGAGCAGCAAAACUCGCAGCGACUAGGGCAAGAAGUAAUGUCCAACCGAAUGGAAGGGAUGAUGACAUCUUACACACCACUUGCACCACCACAGCAGCAGAUUGUAGCAAUGGAUCAAAGCAGUUAUGGCACAGACCCAUUUCAGCAGGGUCUUACCCCUCCACAAAUGCCAGGCGACCACAUGAACCCUUAUGGGAACGACUCCAUUUUUCAUGAUAUCGACAGUGAUACCUCUUUAACUAGCUUGAGCGACUGUUUUCUUGCCUCUUCCGAAGUUAACUCCAUGCAGGCUAGAGUAGGAAACCCCAUUGACAGGCUGUACUCUAUGCAGAGCUCCUAUUUCGCCUCAUGAAAGUAACAGAGAACAAGCAGCCGGCGCGUAUUUAGCCAGUGACUUUUUCCAGUGCAGACUCUACAGCCAUAUGUUGCCCAGCUCUUCCUUCACAGUGACUCCUGCUGCCUCUGGACUGCAAAGAGCAUUUUUAGGAAGACUCUAUCUGUGUGCAUAUAUGUGUAUGUAUGUAUAUAUAUAUUACUAGCUACCUACAUACAUACAUAUAUAGAGAGAAACAAAACACAUCCACCAGUCCCAUCCCCUUGAUUCCCAGCUUGCACCAGACCACGAGACAAGCACAGAAGGAACAGAAGACCCUGCUCAUCAGCAGCCUUUGGUUUGGUUUGAGCUCAUCAUUGUAAAGGAAAUGGAUUUUGUGGAAAGCCAGACCUU
Molecule: messenger RNA, 1578 nt
Organism: Pogoniulus pusillus (Red-fronted tinkerbird)
Lineage: Eukaryota; Metazoa; Chordata; Aves; Piciformes; Lybiidae
Gene: LMX1B
Product: LIM homeobox transcription factor 1 beta
Exons: 8
Coding region: 1-1203 (400 amino acids)
Biological process (GO): regulation of transcription by RNA polymerase II; neuron differentiation
Cellular component (GO): nucleus
Molecular function (GO): RNA polymerase II transcription regulatory region sequence-specific DNA binding; DNA-binding transcription factor activity, RNA polymerase II-specific
Source: RefSeq, a predicted model, not a curated record